Aspergillus brunneoviolaceus CBS 621.78 is the source of this 329-nucleotide messenger RNA. RefSeq lists its product as uncharacterized. Lineage: Eukaryota; Fungi; Ascomycota; Eurotiomycetes; Eurotiales; Aspergillaceae. The transcript has 2 exons. Bases 1 to 285 code for a protein of 94 amino acids. The record is from RefSeq and is a predicted model, not a curated record.
AUGUCGGCCACUAUCAACUCCAUAGUCAUCGACACCGAUCAAUUCUUUCCCAGCAUCUUACAAUCCUAUGAAAAGGAAGAACUCACCCCUUGGGUUUUCAAACAUGCUGACUCUGCCGAUCUCUUCUGUGUUGAUCGCUGGCCCGAAGAAGAGUCAAAGGAGUUCCAAGAAGCCUUCCACCUCUUCAACUCGUAUGUCUCCGAGGCUAACCUCUUCGACGCCUCCCUCGCCGAGCCCGACCCCCUUCAAGCCUACUAUCCCGAAAGCCAACCCUAUGUAUCCUGAUCGCAUCGAGCCGGGCUUGCUGGAAGAUGUGGUGGGGAGAGAGG